Molecule: messenger RNA, 867 nt
Organism: Penicillium antarcticum
Lineage: Eukaryota; Fungi; Ascomycota; Eurotiomycetes; Eurotiales; Aspergillaceae
Product: oxidoreductase, 2OG-Fe(II) oxygenase family
Exons: 3
Coding region: 1-867 (288 amino acids)
Biological process (GO): peptidyl-proline hydroxylation to 4-hydroxy-L-proline
Cellular component (GO): endoplasmic reticulum
Molecular function (GO): iron ion binding; L-ascorbic acid binding; procollagen-proline 4-dioxygenase activity
Source: RefSeq, a predicted model, not a curated record
AUGCCCCCCCUGCCGAAGUUAUCAACAGUAAUAACCUGGUUCCUAUACUCAAUUCCGAUUUACAUAUUCAUCCUCGAUCCACUACUCCGCGGAUUCUUUCCGGGUCUCCUUCCGGCCUCGGACUCCUCGGACUCCGAACCCAGAUCCAAUAAAGACAUCUUCGAUUUCAGGGAUGCAGCUGCGAUAGGACCUGGCCUAAAUCUUACCGAUGAUAGUUUCAUUAGUCCGGAAGAUGACGUGCCAUUCGAUUGUCCCAAUGCCGAGGACUAUCGUGUUCACCUCCUAUCGCGCACACCGUUGGUGAUGUACAUUGAGAAUUUUGUUAGUGAAGCCGAAGCGAAUCAUCUACUGGAUGUCAGUAUCCCAAACUACAAACCCUCCAUCCUCUACGACGGCCACACAGAACGUAUAGACCCAUCAAAACGCCUCUCAGACCGCGCCCUCCUAGACCGCGACAAUACAGUACGCUGCCUUGAAGACCGCGCGCGCGCCUUCCAAGGCUGGCGCCCGAACCUAUUUAUCGAGCGCAUGUGGGCCCAGCGAUAUAACACUUCCGGCCACUACCGGCAUCACUAUGACUGGACGGGAUCGCUGGCGCGCGGGGGGGGACCGGCUGAGUUGAAGAUGCCGCGGUCGAGGGAGUGGUGUCGGUUCUUGGAGUGCGAGAACCCGGAUGGGAAGGAGGAGAAGAAGGAGGUGCCGGAGGGAAUCACGUUCAAGCCCAUUAAGGGGAAUGCGGUUUUCUGGGAGAAUCUAAGACCUGAUGGGUCUGGAUACCCUGAGACGUGGCAUGCUGCUUUCCCUGUUACGGAGGGGACGAAGGUUGGGUUGAAUAUUUGGAGUUGGUAUCAACCUGGCAGGCGGUAG